This is a messenger RNA of Phialemonium atrogriseum, 1564 nucleotides long. Its product is annotated as acetyl-CoA acetyltransferase. Gene Ontology annotation, cellular component: peroxisome. The record is from RefSeq and is a predicted model, not a curated record. The coding region runs from base 134 to 1381 and encodes 415 amino acids. Gene Ontology annotation, molecular function: acetyl-CoA C-acyltransferase activity. Lineage: Eukaryota; Fungi; Ascomycota; Sordariomycetes; Cephalothecales; Cephalothecaceae. Gene Ontology annotation, biological process: fatty acid beta-oxidation; phenylacetate catabolic process. The transcript is spliced from 4 exons.
CGUCAAGUUGCCGCAAUAUCAACUUCCAACGUCUGCCUCUUAAGCCGCAGCUCCGCCCAAAGUUACCUUCUCGCUCGUUUCCCAAGUUACUGUAAUCCUAUUCAAUACCCCAGGCGCAUAGAUUAUCGACACAAUGGCGGCAGAAAGACUCGGUUCGAUCCUCAAACACCUCACGCCGGGCAAUGCCCUCUCUUCCAUCACCUCCAAGAACCCCGACGACAUCGUCAUCACCCUCGCCAUCCGGACGCCGCUUGUCAAAGCAAGGAAGGGCGGCUUUAAGGACACGAGCUUAGAAUACAUGGUUUAUGCCCUGUUGAAGGAGGUCAAGGAGCGAUGCAACCUGGAUCCAGCCCUGGUUGAAGACAUCUGCCUCGGCAACGUCUCCGACGGCAAGGCGGCCUACAAGCUCCGCGCGGCGGCGCUAGCGGCCGGCUUCCCCGACACGGCGGGGGCGUCGAGCGUGAACCGGUUCUGCUCUUCCGGGCUGAAGGCGACGGCGGACAUCGCGCACGCCAUCAGCAGCGGCUCGAUCGAGGUCGGGGUUGCGAUCGGGGCGGAGCAGAUGACGGUGGGCGGCGACGCGCUGGAGAAGCCGUUCGACGAGGCCGUGACGAGCCAGUCGCAGCAGUCGGCCGACUGCAUGCAGCCCAUGGGCUGGACGAGCGAGAACGUCAGCGCCGACUUUGGCAUCUCGCGCGAGGAGAUGGACCGCUUCGCCGCCGAGAGCUUCCAGCGCGCCGAGCGCGCCCAGAACGCCGGCUGGUUCGACGACGAGAUCGUCCCCAUCCGCACGAGGGUCAAGGGCCCCGACGGCCAGUGGAAAGAGGUCGUCCUCGACAGGGACGACGGCAUCCGGCCCGGAACGACCCCUGAGUCGUUGGCUAAGAUCAGGGCCGCUUUCCCGCAGUGGGGUGGCAAGACCACGGGAGGCAAUGCUAGCCAGCUCACAGACGGAGCCGCCGCCGUCCUACUGAUGAAGCGCUCAACGGCCAUCAAGCUCGGCCAGCCCAUCGUAGCCAAGUACGUCGCCACGACGGUGGCCGGCCUCGCACCACGGAUCAUGGGCAUCGGCCCGACGGUGGCGAUCCCGAAGCUGCUGUCGCAGCUGGGGAUCACGCUGGGCGACGUGGACGUGGUGGAGAUCAACGAGGCGUUCGCCAGCAUGGCCGUCUACUGCCGCGACAAGCUCGCGCUCGACUGGGCAAAGAUGAACCCGCGUGGCGGCGCCAUCGCCCUCGGCCACCCGCUGGGCGCCACGGGGGCGCGGCAGAUCGUCACGGGCUUGAGCGAGUGCAGGCGGACGGGGAAGAAGAUCCUCCUCACUAGCAUGUGCAUCGGCACGGGCAUGGGCAUGGCGGGACUGUUUGUUAGCGAGGCAUGAGGUCGCGUGCCUGGGGGGUUCUCGGUGUGAAUGAGUUAUGUAUUUUUCGGCGACCGAAUUGGAUAUCUAUCACUGAAGAGGCACUUGAAAGUGGCUUGUGACGAGAUGGAUGAUGUCUGCUUAGCAUCAAUAUAUCAUUACUGUAGAUAUCAACACAACUAGACGAAUACCAAGCACCUGCAC